Oryza sativa Japonica Group (Japanese rice) is the source of this 2072-nucleotide messenger RNA. RefSeq names its product calmodulin calcium-dependent NAD kinase. The record is from RefSeq and is a predicted model, not a curated record. Gene Ontology annotation, molecular function: ATP binding; kinase activity. Lineage: Eukaryota; Viridiplantae; Streptophyta; Magnoliopsida; Poales; Poaceae.
UUUUUCAGAGGCAAGCAGCAUCUUGUCAAUUGGUAUAAAUACUCCUCGCUUUCAAGCCAGGAGCCAUCACAGCUUUAUCACCGGCAUCCAAUCCACACAUAUAGUUACCUCCUUUGCCUUUGGAAUAUUAAUUUGGUAUUGGAGUAUACCACUGAGCAAUUGCAACCAUUCCAUUCCAUUCGAUCCAUUCUAGCUAGCUUAUCUCCUCCAGCAUUUUGGAGAGAGCUCUAUCUUUCUGCUACUUCGCUUGAGAGAAUUUCCAUGUUUUCAUCUGCAGCCAUGCAGCAGCUCAAAGACGAUGGGUCGUCCGCGAGGCAGCUACAGCUGCUCGUCGCCGCGCUGUCGACGGCCGGAGCUGUGGCGGCCGCCGCCGUCGUGCGACGCAGGCACGGGAGGAAGGCCGCCGCAGCCGCAGCCGCAGCCGCCGCGGCGCCGCCGCCGGUGGUGAUGAGGGAAAUGCCGAGGCUGGUGAUGGCGGAGUCCGGCCGCGUCGAGCACAUCGAGAAGUUCUCUCACUACGUCGCUAGGCAGAUGGGGUUUCAGGACAUAAAUGAGUGCCCACAGCUGUGCAAAUUAGCAAAUAACUACCUCAAGAGGACCAAGAAUUGCAUGGAUGACAUCGAUGACUUCUUCGCAAAUAUCCUGGAUUCGGAGUCCCUUUAUGUCAAGUUCAUAGAAGAGUUGGAUAAAUGCAUUCUUGGAUAUUUUGCGUUCCAUUGGGACCAUGCUACCGCUCUUAUCAGCCAGGCCUUGACCGUAGACUGUGGCACCGCCAGCAAGAAGAAGCUAAGGAACCUCGUGUUGGAAGCUACAAGGAAGCAGAGGUUUGAGCGGGUGACGAGGGACCUGAAGGUGACGAGGGUGUUCUCGACGCUGGUGGAGGAGAUGAAGGCGAUCGGCGUCCCGACGGCGGCGAUGAACGGCGACGGCGAGGAGGAGCCGCACUGCACCGACGUGAUGGCGCCGGUGGCGCACGACGAGCGGAGCCCCGUGCUGCUGCUCAUGGGCGGUGGGAUGGGCGCCGGCAAGAGCACCGUGCUCAAGGAGAUUCUCCAGGAGCCACUGUGGUCCAAGGACGAGGCGAAUGCGGUGGUGGUUGAGGCGGAUGCGUUCAAGGAGACGGACGUGAUCUACCGUGCCAUUAGCUCCAUGGGCCACCACAACGACAUGCUCCAGACUGCUGAGCUGGUGCACCAGUCGUCGACGGACGCGGCGUCGUCGCUGCUGGUGACGGCGCUGAACGAGGGUCGUGACGUCAUCCUCGACGGUACCCUCUCCUGGGAGCCGUUCGUCCAGCAGACCAUCGCCAUGGCGCGCGACGUCCACCGCCGCCGCUACCGCAUGGGCCCCGGCUACAAGGUCGACCCCGACACCGGCGACAUCACCGAGAACUACUGGGAGCCCGCCGACGCCGACGCCGCCUCGCCGCCGCCGACCAGGAAGCCUUACCGGAUCGAGGUCGCCGGCGUGGUCUGCGACGCGUACCUCGCCGUGGCGAGGGGGAUCCGGCGCGCCAUCGUGACGGGGCGGGCGGUGCGGGUGCGGUCGCAGCUGGUGUCGCACAGGCGGUUCGCCGCCGCGUUCCGGCGGUACGCCGGCGCCGUGGACGGCGCGCGGCUGUACAGCACCAACACCAUGGGCGCGGCGCGGCUGAUCGCGCGCAAGGACGGCGUCGCCGGCAGCCUGCUGGUGGAGCCGGCGGAGUUCGCGUGCCUCGACGCGGUGGGCGGCCUCAACGAGAACGCCACCGGGGUGCACGACCUCUACCGCGGCGGCGCCACCGCCUGCGGCGCCCGCUCCAUCUGGGACGACAUGAUCGCCUCGCCGGCGCGCGCCGACAUCCAGAGGGAGCUCCGGGAGGCCUUCCGCUCCGUGGAGCACGCGCCGCCGAACACCAAUGGCGCCUAGAUAUGGUGUGUGUGUGUUCAAUAUGUUUCCCCAGAAAUUAAUCAUGUGGGGAACUAAAUUUGUUGUUGAUGUGUAAAGGGAGUGUAUUAAUUUGUGGUAAAUGGAUGUGCUUAUUAUAUGAACUAGUAGGGUGGCCCGCGCAAUUGCGCGGCUAGCAUCCAUAA